GGUCCCAGGGCGGUCCCAGGCGGUUCCGGGGCGGUCCCGGGGCGGUGCCGUGGUCGGGCCCGGUCGCGCCAUGGCCGCCGGUGCGGGGCUGGCGCUGCUGGCGGCGCUGCUGGCGGCGGCCGGGGCCGAGCGGGCCCGGAAGGUGUCCAUGCAGUACAACCCCGGCUGGGACAACUCCUCCGUGAACCUGCUGCAUGUGCGGGCGGCAGGGCCCGGGGACAGCCUGCACUACGUGUGGAGCAGCAUCGGAGCCCCCGCCGUGCUCCUGGUGGCCACCCAGAGCCCCAGCAGUGCCCUGAGGGUCAACUGGACACGGCUGCUCUCCCCCAGCCCUGCCGGAGCCGUCUGGAUCGACCCUCCCGACAGCGUGGUCUAUUCCACGGCCGUGGUCUUCAACAAGCUGUACGAGUUCAGCGAGGCCAAACCUUUGGGAAAGCUCUUCUACCCCACCUAUGACCUGUCGGAGUUCUCCUGGGACAGCCUCAACCACACCCUGAACCUCACGGCACUGACGGCCGAGCUCAGCGGGGUCCCGGCCGCCGACCCCGGCGGUGCCUUCUCCAACGGCAGCCUGGCAUUCCGGGUGACAGCGUACGAGGCCGGUGGCCGCGCCGGGCGCCUGCCCAGCCUCCUGCACACGGCAGACAGCUCCCAGCUGGAAUUCGUCCUGGCCGGGGUGGCCCCGCGGGGGAACAGCUCCCGCUUCGUGCUGGAGGUGGCCACGGUGGAGGAGGCGGGGGCGGCGCGGAGGCUGCGCUCGGAGAGAUCCAUCGACGACGAGUACACCCCCACCAUCUUCGAGGUGCUGUCCCUGCUCGCUGAGUCCCAGAACGGCAGCUCCACGCUGGGGUUCCUGCAGUGGAAGGCGACGGCCUACGGCUCACAGAGCCCCCGGCGCGAGGACGGGAUCCAGUGCCGGGCUGGGGGGCUGCAGGCGGCCAACUGGACCCUGCCCGUGUCCAGCAUUGUCCAGGCCUACUUUGGGGACAGUCUGGGCAGCUCCUGCACCGUCAGCGCCCUCAAUGUGUCCUUUGGGGGAGAGGAGGGAGAGGUGUACCGGGAGAAGCGAUACCUCAGCUGGUCGGUGCUGCUGGGCUUCGGGGAGCCCCCCAGGGACAGCUUCUCCCCCCUGGUGAUCUCCAUCGCGGCCGUGGCGCUGGGCACGCCCCUGGCCAUGCUGCUGCUGGGCAGCCUGGCCGUGCUGCUGGCGCAGAGGAGACGCUACUCCGAGUACGAGCCCAUCAACUGAGGGCCCCACGGAGACCCCCGGGACCCUCCCCGUUCCCGGGACCGGCCGUGGCUGCUGCCGGCCUCCUCCGAGCCCCGAGGGGACCGGGGUGACACUUGCAGUGUCCCCCCAUGUCCUGCUCCUUCCCACCGCCACCUCCUGCACUGGGCUGCACUUCCUCCCCGGAUUUUUCCUGAUCCACGAAGCUAAGGGAAGAGAUGGGGGGAGUUUGGUCAGGAAAAUCUUCCUCCUCCUCCUCCUCCCAAGGGAUACAACCACUGCUGCUCUGGCUGCAGGCCAGGGACUGGCCCCAGUGCCACCUCCAGGGACGCUCGGGUGGCUCCAGCCUGGGCUUCCCAGUAACUCCCAGUAACUCCCAGCUCCUGCAGCCGGGGCUCACGGACUCCUCCCUGCUCCGCGUUGCUGCUGUGCUGGCCUGGGACACAGGGACACCCAGUGCCACCUCACAGCAGCUGCUCAAGCUCAGGUGUGUCCUGUCGGGCUGUGGAGAGCUGCUCCAGCCGGGGCGCUGCUCCUGGAUACCCCGCAGGGAUGGAUCCCAGGUGCUGCCCGGCUGUCCCAGCCCUGGGGUGAGCGUGGCCUGUGGGGUCCUCAGAGGUAUCUGGGGCCGUGCUGGGCUCCGAGUUCUCCAUCACCGACUUGUCUUCAACCAAAUAAAGUGGAUUUUUAAACACGG
This is a messenger RNA of Prinia subflava (tawny-flanked prinia), 1925 nucleotides long. RefSeq names its product glycosylated lysosomal membrane protein (gene GLMP). The transcript has 6 exons. The record is from RefSeq and is a predicted model, not a curated record. NCBI's taxonomy places the organism in Eukaryota, Metazoa, Chordata, Aves, Passeriformes, Cisticolidae. Gene Ontology annotation, cellular component: lysosome. Bases 71 to 1249 code for a protein of 392 amino acids.